CGCUGGUCGACGGCUGUCCCCCGCCGAGCGACCAUGCCAUGUGUGCUCAUGAAAAGCCGCUGGAGUGUGACUUAAAAGCUCCUACAGAACUAUAGACGGGUCCUGUAACAACAUCUACAAUCCAAAGUGGGGCGCAAUUAAUCAACCCUUCUUGAGGCUUCUACCUGCUGAGUACUUUGACGGUUAUGAUGUUCCUCGGAUGACCAGCAAGUCCGACCCUCGCCGUCUCCUGCCCAGCCCCCGCCUCGUCAGCCGCACCGUGCACGAGCCGACACUCACGAGCGGACACAACCUGCCGGAGCUGACCAACAUCCUACAGGUGUGGGGACAGUUUGUUGACCAUGAUUUAACCGCAACCCCAGCACUGAGAGCACCCGACGGAAGUAAUGUGAAAUGUUGCGAGCAAGUCCACCUGUCCGCCAACUAUCAGAUUGACAGAGGUGUCUUCAAUGGUGGCUCGUGCCAUCCGAUCUACAUUCCCCCUGGAGACCGUUUCUUUUCCUCCUCGUGUAUGAACUUCGCAAGAUCCAUGCCCGCCAAGAGGGCAAGAGACUGCGACCCAGACGCUCCAAAGGAAGUGCGUCAGCAGAUGAACAUGAUCACCGCCUGGAUGGACUCGUCUCAAGUGUACAGCUCAACCAUGAAGAGCUCUCAAGAGCUGAGGGUGUAUCAUCGUGGACUCAUGCGUGUGACAGAAGAUGAACUUUUGCCAGAAGACAAAGAUUCCGAGUGCCUCAAAGAAAAUCCUGGAGACUACUGUUUUUUGGCAGGUGAGGGUCGAGUCAAUGAACAUCCCGCACUGACGGUGAUGCACACUGUGUUUCAUCGGUUUCACAACAGAGUGGCCCUGGCGAUCUCGAACAUUAACCCUCGCUGGAGCGAUGAAACGACCUUCCAGGAGACGAGGCGAAUAGUGGGCGGAGUCAUGCAGCACAUGACGUUUCACGAUUGGCUGCCGUUGAUUCUGGGUCCCAGCGUCAUGCGGCAGUACUCACUCAACGUCAUCAGCGCGGGGUCAUACGGUCCGUCCUACUGGUAUUACAACAGUAAACUGAACCCGACGGUCGCCAACGAGUUCGCCACAGCAGCAUUCCGCUUCGGUCACACGCUCAUCCCCAGUUUCUUCUCCAUGGGCGAGGUGCAAGUGAGGCUGUUCACCUUGUUCAACAGACCCAAGUUCGUGCUGAACCGACGUGAGACCAGCAUCCACAACAUGUGCAACGGUCUCAUGAGCGAUCCGAUGUUCCAUCCCGAUCGCUUCAUGGGCUCCGACCUGGUGGACCACCUGUUUCAGGACAAGAACGUCAGCCUUGACCUAGCAUCACUCAACAUACAGCGGUCACGUGACCACGGGUUGCCAGGCUAUAAUGCCUACAGGGGCUUCUGCAAACUACCUGUGUAUAAGAAUUUUGAAGAUAUGUACCAGCAAGACCCAGAGAGGGCAGAAAUGUUCAGCAGAGUUUACGACGACGUCGACGACAUCGACCUGUUUCCGGGGGGUUUGAGCGAAAAAGCGCUACCUGGUGGAGUUGUGGGCCCUACCUUCGCCUGCAUCAUUGCCAGACAGUUCCACGUCGCCAAAUUUGGAGACCGCUUCUGGUACGAGUCCACAGACGGCCCCGGGGCCUUCACUGCAGACCAGCUUGCAGAGAUAAGGAAGAUGACCCUGAGCAAGGCCAUGUGCUAUGGCUCCUCCAUCAAAACAGCUUCUGUCAAUGUUUUCUUGACGGCGGGGACGUUCUUGCCCCGGGGUGUUCAGCUUCCUAACGGUGUCUACGUCACACAGAACCGCUACGUGCCGUGCGAAGACCUGCCGGAUAUUGAUCUCCGGAAGUGGUACGAUCCAGCUGCGCAGUAAAGGUGCGCUACAGGCAGUGACACGUCAGCUUUGUGCUUUGGGCGACUGGCGGGGCUUGUGUUGCCCAGACAUUCAAAGCUGUUUUCGCUGUUCGUGUCCAGCCUCACCGUCUGUCCAGACGAGCUAUGGCGAUGGUUUUAUUGUGGUCUAUUGGAGCUCUGAAAGAAUAUAUAAAUGUAUAUUGAGUAAAUUUACUGGACAACUUUAUCAACAAACCUUUCUACCUCUGACAGUGUUGUUCAUUUAUUUUUAGUCAUGAGAUCUUUUUAAUACAUUUUUGC
Messenger RNA from Pomacea canaliculata, 2139 nucleotides. Its product is annotated as peroxidase-like protein 3. The record is from RefSeq and is a predicted model, not a curated record. The transcript is spliced from 14 exons. NCBI's taxonomy places the organism in Eukaryota, Metazoa, Mollusca, Gastropoda, Architaenioglossa, Ampullariidae. Gene Ontology annotation, molecular function: peroxidase activity; heme binding. Gene Ontology annotation, biological process: response to oxidative stress. The coding region runs from base 200 to 1858 and encodes 552 amino acids.